AGAUUCAGUGCCAUUAAGUCCUGCGAGCCCAUACUGUUUAAAAAAAAAAAAAUGAAGAAAUUAAGGCUUAAGGAACUAGAGAGUCGCCUGCAACAAGUAGAUGGAUUCGAAAAGCCCAAACUACUUCUAGAACAGUAUCCGACCAGGCCUCACAUUGCAGCAUGUAUGCUUUAUACAAUCCAUAACACAUAUGAUGACAUUGAACAUAAAAUGGUUGCAGAUCUAGGAUGUGGUUGUGGAGUGCUUAGCAUCGGAACUGCAAUGUUAGGAGCAGGGUUAUGUGUUGGAUUUGACAUAGAUGAAGAUGCAUUGGAAAUAUUUAAUAGGAAUGUGGAAGAGUUUGAGUUAACAAAUGUUGACAUGAUUCAGUGUGAUGUGUGCUCCUUAUCUAACAAAAUGUCCAAGUCAUUUGACACAGUAAUUAUGAAUCCUCCCUUUGGAACCAAAAAUAAUAAAGGAACAGAUAUGGCUUUUCUGAAGAUUGCAUUGGAAAUGGCAAGAACAGCCACAUAUAAUCUCAACACUUCUGAGAGUGUAAGAUUACAUAUUCAAAAGAAAGCUGCAGAAUGGAAAAUCAAGAUAGAUAUUAUUGCAGAACUGCGGUAUGACCUACCAGCAUCAUACAAAUUUCAUAAGAAGAAAUCAGUGGACAUUGAAGUGGACCUAAUUCGGUUUUCUUUUUAAAAGCCUUCAAAGACAAAAGCAGUCUAAAACCUAAUUAUUAAAAUGAAUAAAAAAAUUUUUUUUACUAAA
This is a messenger RNA of Talpa occidentalis (Iberian mole), 753 nucleotides long. It is a transcript of the gene METTL5, whose product is annotated as methyltransferase 5, N6-adenosine. Gene Ontology annotation, molecular function: nucleic acid binding; rRNA (adenine-N6-)-methyltransferase activity. Gene Ontology annotation, biological process: rRNA methylation. NCBI's taxonomy places the organism in Eukaryota, Metazoa, Chordata, Mammalia, Eulipotyphla, Talpidae. The record is from RefSeq and is a predicted model, not a curated record. The transcript is spliced from 8 exons. Bases 52 to 684 code for a protein of 210 amino acids.